Messenger RNA from Strongylocentrotus purpuratus (purple sea urchin), 1414 nucleotides. RefSeq lists its product as uncharacterized. NCBI's taxonomy places the organism in Eukaryota, Metazoa, Echinodermata, Echinoidea, Camarodonta, Strongylocentrotidae. Gene Ontology annotation, molecular function: ubiquitin-protein transferase activity; zinc ion binding. The transcript is spliced from 2 exons. Gene Ontology annotation, biological process: positive regulation of DNA-templated transcription. The record is from RefSeq and is a predicted model, not a curated record. Gene Ontology annotation, cellular component: chromatin; nucleoplasm. Bases 59 to 1414 code for a protein of 451 amino acids.
UCUCUCUCUCUCUCUCUCUUGAGAAUUGUUCUUUCUACAGGACAAUACUCUGAUCAAGAUGGCGGCACACUUCAGCUCUGCAGAAAACAUCUGUGAAGGAGAGAACUGUCAAUCAAUCACAGAUGUGACGUACUACGUGAAGGAGAAGAAGAAGCUCUGCGAUGACUGUGCCUCCAAAGAGGAAUGCAUCGGAAAAGUUAGAAAGGGUAGGCCAAAUCUGUAUUGUGAGAAGCAUGAUGGUGAAGAAAUCAAACUGUAUUGUAAAACACAUAAUGUAGCAGUGUGUCAAUUAUGCGCAACGAUAGAUCAUCGUGACAUGUCUUGCAUGCAACAGGAUAUAGAGGGCGCCAUCAUGGAUAGUAGAGCAAGACUAAACAUUCUAAAAGAAAAGGCAAAGGACAAAUUGGAGCUUUGUCGAGUUAUUGGAGUUCAGAUUCAUCAGUGUAGGACAGACACCGACACCCAUCUUCAAGCUUUGAAAGAUGAAGUAGAUGCGGUAAUCAAUGAGGCGAUCCAAACAGACAAAGACAAAGAGAAGGAGGAUGCUGCAAAAAUCAACCAGGAUACAGAUGAAAAGAAUCAGAAACUUCAAGAUGAGAUUCAGAAGAUAAAGGAAAAGAUUGGAAAGAACGAUGAAGAGAGAGAAAAACGACUUGAACUAAACCGUACAAAUGCAGAGAGGAGACGAGAACCCAUUGACAAUAAAGAGCAUGGUCUUCAAACAGACAUUAAGAACAUCGCUGAAGAGAAAAAAAGAAAGAUUAGUGAGUUGGAGAAAGCAUGGCAGGAUAACACAAAAACCACAAAGACUACAGUACAGACACUCGAUACAGUGCUCGAAAAUGAUCAAAAUGUCGUAAAAGACGGGCAUCGUGUGAAGACAUCGGUGAGUGAUGAACUAAAGAAGCCACUGAAUGAGGGUGAGGUGAAACAAAUCACUGAUACUAUAUCGGGUGUGAGGUUUGUAAAGGGUGCUGGGAGAAAGAAGUAUGAUGGGAGGAUUGAUGGGUAUGAUGGGGAGUGGAAGCUCAUUGAUACACUCAAUGUCGGUCAUAUCAUCGCUCAACCCUUCCCACCGGAUCACAGAGUGUUCAUUAUCGACAGACAAGGUGCCCAAAGGGAAAUCUCCCACAGUGGUGUCAUCCUCAAUGCCUGCAUCGAUCCUAUGACAGACGACCUCUACGUCGUGACAUCAGAUGAUGAGUAUGGUACGUGUGUGAUUGAUCAGGUGAUGAGCGGGGAUGAAAUCGAGAAGAGAAGAGUAGCAUCAUUCCCUCUAUCAACCGAACUGGACUCACUGGAGGAUAGGGAGUGUCACCUUCUAUCAUCUCGGGUGUUGAUGACGUCAUCAGGGAAACUUUUUGCUUGCGAUGGAGACAAUAUUCUCGUAUUCAAAAACAGAUUUAUCCUCUAA